Polychytrium aggregatum is the source of this 1858-nucleotide messenger RNA. Its product is annotated as WD40-repeat-containing domain protein. The record is from RefSeq and is a predicted model, not a curated record. Gene Ontology annotation, molecular function: protein binding; U4 snRNA binding; U6 snRNA binding. Gene Ontology annotation, cellular component: U4/U6 x U5 tri-snRNP complex. Gene Ontology annotation, biological process: mRNA splicing, via spliceosome. The transcript has 10 exons. NCBI's taxonomy places the organism in Eukaryota, Fungi, Chytridiomycota, Chytridiomycetes, Polychytriales. The coding region runs from base 159 to 1802 and encodes 547 amino acids.
AUCGGGCCGGCCCGAUCUGGCGUCUGCUCCUGAUCUGCAAGCUCGCUCGGCACCGAUCGCCGACAUUAGCCCGCUUCGAUCGUCAUCUGAUACCAGAUUCAGCGACCCACUGGCUGCGCUCCCUCCGCCAGCAGCACAUUCGCAUCGACCCGAUCGCCAUGGACAAAAAGUUUAUUCACUUCGGGCAGAUCGACCCGACGCAGCAGCUCGCUCAGCUGGAAGAGAAGGGCAUCAAUCUCGAUGAGCUGCUGGCAGACAACCCCAAGGACAUCAAGUCCUCGAGCGCCAACUACGAGCUGUCGGCCUCUGCGAUCAAAGCGCAGCAAGAGCAGCAGGCCAUCUUGGAUGAGUUCAACAAGAAGCGGCUCGCCCGGUCUCUGGCCGUCCCGACCGACGACGGCAGAGUGCGACAGCGGCUGAUCGAUCUCGACGAACCACAGACGCUCUUCGGAGAAGGGCCUGCAGAACGAAGAGAGCGUCUGCGCGAUCUCCUUGCGCAGAGGCUCCAUGACCAGUCAAUGGAUAUCGAUCAAGUUGGCACCGACGACGAAUCUGAUGAGGACGAGGACGAUGAUGACGAGGGCGAGGAGGUCGAGGAGUUCUUUACCUAUGGUAUACCCGAGCUCAUGGAGUGUCGAAAGAGCAUUGCUCACUAUUCGAUACCACGGGCAAAGGAGCGCCUCGCCGUCCAGCGAAGCGAGCUGGAGCUACCAAUUGCACAAAGAAAGAAGUACCGCGGAGAGUGGUAUGCGCAUCUCAAGACCUUUGCGACCUUCACCUCGCAGCUGGGGGACGACCGACCGCUGAGCUACUGCGUGUUUUCGCCCAACUCGCGCAUAUUGGCGACAGGAUCAUGGAGUGGCGUAAUCAAGCUCUGGGGCAUUCCGAGCUGCGAACACACCAUGACGCUCAAAGGUCAUCGCGAAAGAAUCAGCGGUAUCGCCUUCCAUCCCGGAGCGACCUUCUCUCAGUCCCGCUCGGAGUUGAAUGUUGUCAGUGGAGCCACUGAUGGAACCGUCAACCUGUGGUCACUCGACAGGGAAACCGCCAUAGCAAAGCUGGAGGGACAUAAAAUGAGAGUGGCCCGAGUGGCAAUCCAUCCAUCCGGGCGAUACAUUGCUACCUCGAGCUUUGAUCGCACUUGGCGCCUCUGGGAUUCCGAAACACAGAAAGAGCUGCUUCUGCAAGAAGGGCACUCGCGGGAAGUCUUUGGAAUCGGAUUUCAGUGCGAUGGUGCUUUGAUAGCCACAGGCGGCAUGGAUUCCAUUGGUCGAGUGUGGGAUCUGCGCACCGGCCGAUCCAUCAUGACACUGCAGGGACACAUCAAGUCGAUCUUGUCUCUGGACUGGUCCCCGAACGGAUACCAGAUCGCCACCGGCAGCGAGGACAACAGCAUUCGAAUCUGGGAUGUCCGCGCGGCAAAGUCCUCCUACAACAUCCCCGCCCAUCAGAAUAUUGUUACUCAGGUGCGAUACUGGAACGGCACCUCCAAUCGCUACCCUGACUGGGAAUUUGGCGGUCCAACCGAAGGCGAAAUGGACACAAGCGGCGAUGUCGACGAUGGCACGAGCUGGAUCGAGGAACAACGAUUCCGGAUCGUCAAUGGUUCGUUCUUGGUGUCGUCGUCGUACGAUGGAACUUGCAAGAUAUGGACCGAGGGCGACUGGAAGCCGAUCAAGGCCCUUGCCGGUCUCGAAGGCAAAGUGAUGAACUGCGACAUGUCCCCAGAUGGCCAAUUCUUGGCGACGGCAUCGUAUGACCGCACCUUCAAGCUGUAUGCCUCAGAGAGCAUCGCCGUGUAAAGCCAACGCCAAUAUACAGCCGCUGUUGCCAAGGCACCCAGCAUCGAGUCAAGAGC